AUGUCGUUGACCACCCCACCGGUUAUGGGUCGUUGGGGUCCUCUGAGUCAAGAGCUGCUGUCAGCCUGCCACGAGCUCAGGUGCCGUUACGGCUGCGUCAUGACGAGAAACGGCACCUUCUGUUUCUGCGCUGACGGCUUCGAGGUCGGCGAGGACGGGACGAGCUGCAGAGAUCAUGAUGAAUGUGCCGUAUAUGGCGCAUGCAGCCAAACCUGCACGAACACCUACGGGUCAUACAGAUGCAGCUGCACAGAGGGAUACAUCCUACAGCCUGACAUGAUAUCGUGCAAAGCCAAACAAGAUCCUGGUGACAGCCGUCCGGCGCUUCUCAUUGGCGGCUCGGAUCGUAUUGUCAUCACCCAUCUAAAUGGAACAGGCCUCAAGCCCCUGAGGUCUUUGAGUGCAAAUGGAACUCUGGCGCUGGAUUUCCAGCACAAGCAGGAGAAUGUGGAGCAGAUGGCCAUUGACUGGUUGACGGGAAAUUUCUAUUUCGUCGACCGGGCCAAUGACAAGAUAUUUGUCUGCGACCGUGGCGGGGACACGUGUGUUACUAUCCUACAACUAGACCUCCUCAAUCCUAAAGGAAUAGCUCUGGAUCCUCUCAUGGGAAUGCUCUUCUUCACCGAUUACGGGAAUGUGGCCAAACUAGAGCGCUGCAACAUGGACGGCACCAACCGCACCCGGCUAGUGGAUUAUAAAAUUGAGCAGCCCACUGCUGUGGCAUUGGAUGUGGUCAAGAAGCUGGUGUACUGGGCAGACGCCUACCUGGAUUACAUCGACGUGGUGGAUUAUGACGGCCGGAAUAGGCACACCGUGAUCCAUGGGAGCCAAGUGUCGUACAUUUAUGCACUCGCUGUGUUUGAGGACUUCCUCUAUGCUACCCACUCUGACCCUUCCAAAGGGAGUUCCUCUGUGGAGCUGCUGCAGAUCCACAGGUUCAACAUCACAGCAGAUAGCACAACGCUUGCCAGCCUGGGGAAUACCAGAGGACUCCGGAUUUACCACAAACUCACUCAGCCACAAGUCAGGAGUCAUGCAUGUGAAAUAGAUUCAUACGGAAAGCCGGGUGGAUGCUCCCAUAUCUGCCUUCUGAGCGGCAGCUACAAGUCCAGAUCCUGCCGCUGUCGAACUGGCUACAGCCUGGGCUCUGAUGGACAGACCUGCAAAAGGGCUGAGAGCGAGGAGAGGUCUGCUUCUCUCACUGGAAGCCCUCCUUCAUUCCUGCUCUUCGCUCUCCAGAGGAUCCCAAAGGGUUCGGGAACGUACAGCCCCCUGAGCGGCUGGCGGGCCGCCGAGGAGUUGCCUCAGCUUUCUGGGCCUCUGUUUGCCUUUCUACCGAGACACCAGCCCAAAAGCGAUCUCUUCCUGUUCUACGGCAAGGGGCGUCCCGGGGUGAUCCGCGGCCUGGAUAUGAACAUCAAGUCCAGCGAUGAGCACAUGGUGCCAAUCCAGGACCUGGUCAACCCUCGAGCCAUCGACUACCACGCAGAACUGGGACACAUCUACUUUGCUGACACCACCAGUUUCCUGAUUGGGCGGCAAAAAAUAGAUGGAAGCGGCAGAGAGACGAUUCUCAAAGAUGAUCUCGACAACGUUGAGGGAAUCUCCGUGGACUGGAUUGGGAACAACUUGUACUGGACCAACGAUGGCUACAGGAAGACGAUCAGCGUUGCCAGACUGGAGAGAGCCUCGCAGACCAGAAAGACUCUGUUGGAAGGGAAUAUGUCGCACCCACGGGCUAUCGUGGUUGACCCUCUAAACAGCUGGAUGUACUGGACAGACUGGGAAGAGGAUGAGGUCAAUGACAGCAUAGGGCGGAUAGAGACAGCCUGGAUGGACGGAUCCAAUCGCCGCAUCUUCGUCACCUCCAACAUGCUGUGGCCCAACGGCCUGACGCUGGACCACAGCAGCAGCACCAUGUACUGGUGCGACGCCUACUAUGAUCACAUCGAGAAGAUUCACCUCAAUGGAACCGGAAGAAUGGUGGUGUACAACGGGAAACAGCUGAACCAUCCGUUCGGAAUCUCCCAUUAUCGUAAUUUCAUCUUCUGGACGGAGUACAUGAACGCCUCGGUCUUCCAGCUUGACCUGACCGCCAGUGAUGUCACUCUGCUGCGGAGCGAGAGACCGCCGCUGUUCGGCCUGCGUGUCUACGAUGCACAGAGUCAGCAAGGUGACAACGCAUGCAGUGUGAAUUAUGGGGGCUGCGGUACCCUCUGCCUCGCCAUCCCAGGAGGGAGAGUGUGUGCCUGCGCUGACAACCAGGUUCUGGAGAAGAACAAUGUCACCUGCGCAGAAACAUCCGGCGGUGCUUUAGAGCCGCAGCGUUGUAAAAACGAUGAGUUCCUGUGCCACAACUAUCGCUGCGUACGGGCCGCGUGGAAGUGUGACGGAGAUGACGACUGUCUGGAUGGAAGCGACGAGGAGACCCACAUCUGCUACAAUCACAGUUGUCCCAUUGAUCAGUUCAAAUGCAGUAACAAUCGCUGCAUUCCCAAGCGAUGGCUCUGUGAUGGAACAAACGACUGUGGUAACAAUGAGGAUGAAGCCAACACUACGUGUACAGCCCAGCCCUGUCAGGCCGACCAGUUCUCCUGCCAGAACAGACGAUGUAUACCUCAGGCCUGGAGCUGCGACCGGGAGGAUGACUGCGGGGACAUGUCAGACGAAACAUCAUGCAGUGAGUCACGCGUGGCCAUUUUAGCAGGUGUCACAUGUGUCACCAUUUGUUUUGCUCCGUUUGGAGACAAUGUAAAACAGGUCAGCUUGGUGAAUGAAUCAACUACCGAUAAGGACAUUUAA
Messenger RNA from Hippoglossus stenolepis (Pacific halibut), 2802 nucleotides. Its product is annotated as low-density lipoprotein receptor-related protein 1B-like. The record is from RefSeq and is a predicted model, not a curated record. Gene Ontology annotation, molecular function: protein binding; calcium ion binding. Bases 1 to 2802 code for a protein of 933 amino acids. NCBI's taxonomy places the organism in Eukaryota, Metazoa, Chordata, Actinopteri, Pleuronectiformes, Pleuronectidae. The transcript is spliced from 17 exons.